ACGUCAUCAUUCUGCGUCAAAAGAAGACUCCAUAGCACAACAGUCAUGUGGUGAAAAAGCAUGAUAUCUUUAACAGAGACCACCGAGGAACAGUCUGAGCUCCCGUUCAAAUUCGUCCCGCAGCUCUUUCACCUGCACAAGGACCACGACCUGUUUGAGGAUGGAGACGUCCACAGACACAUGUAUCUGCAAGACCUGUACUGUGUUUCAGAGGCAGAGGACAAGUCAACACCCAGCAUAUCGCAGUUUGCCUGUCACAUCUCCGGCUGCAGCGCCGUCUUCAGCGUGCUGGAGGAGUACGAGCACCAUUACAACUCCUUGCACAGACAUGUUUGCUGCUCCUGCCGUCGUUCUCUGCCAAGUGCUCGGCUCCUUGAUGUUCACAUUCAGGAGUGGCAUGACUCUCUCUUCACUAUCCUUGCCCAGACACAAGACAUGUACCAGUGUUUGGUCGAGGGCUGUGGUCAGAAGUUCAGGACUAAUAAAGACAGGAAAGACCACCUGGUAAUGAUUCACAAGUAUCCUCCCGACUUCAGAUUUGACAAAACCAAAAAGGACAGGCGAACCCACGAGACAAAGAAACCACAGCAGAUAGAGACAGCCAUGGAGGUGGUAGAUGAUACGUGCGGGUCUGAGAGAGUGCACGAUGGGCUGUCUGACCAGCAGGAGCGCGGAGAAUCCAUGGAGACGCAUGUCUCCGAGGAAGAAGCUGCUCAGAACUAUGCUGCUGCUGCUGCUGCCGGGGGCGACGCAGGACUUUCUGCUGCACUUCACAGCAACAAGCAUGCAAACAGCGAGAUGCCAAAACCACAGUACUCCUACAGAGUCCCUGCGACUGUGUGCUUUGGUCACGGAUCCGUCCGAGGCUUCAGAGGGCGACGGGGAAGGAGAAAAUGAAACUUCACCGUGAUUGUCUCUUUUAAAUAUGUAUAAAUACCCUUGUUUUUGCGAGUGAAUGUAUAUAAUGUCAUCUGUGGCUUUUAAACUUAAAUUAAAAUAGCUUUUGCAAAAUAAUAAUAAUAAUACGAUGUUUUUUAUCCUGUUACAUGGCUCACUUUUGUUAUUUUUGUUUUUUUUACACACCAUACUGAAUGCUGUCAUUAUACUGCAAGAAUGUAAACCGAAUCACACAGAUCAGCGCAACAUUCAGCUGCAAAUAACUAAGAUUUUUGUGAGGAAAAACAUGAGUGGAAUGACCAAAGUUUACAUAAAAAUGUUUUAAUAUUGUACAAAACACCUUUUCUCCUAUCACAUAUAAAAUAUGUUGUAAAUUUAGAGUCUUUUCAGUCGAGUUCACUACUUAUUGCAGGGAGCAAUUUACAUUUUGUAAUGAAACCUUUGUCUAGGACAUUUAAGAGCUCUUCAAACACCUGUGCAAAAAGUUAUUUUGAGGUAAUUUUUUUUAAAAAAGGAAAAAAAUACAAAUGACCAGGAUGAAUGUUUCUGACUUCAUUUGUAUCUUUAUGGAUAUAUUAAAUUGUGUUUGUG
This is a messenger RNA of Solea solea (common sole), 1488 nucleotides long. It is a transcript of the gene znf511, whose product is annotated as zinc finger protein 511. The coding region runs from base 61 to 897 and encodes 278 amino acids. The transcript has 6 exons. NCBI's taxonomy places the organism in Eukaryota, Metazoa, Chordata, Actinopteri, Pleuronectiformes, Soleidae. The record is from RefSeq and is a predicted model, not a curated record.